Porites evermanni is the source of this 390-nucleotide messenger RNA. NCBI's taxonomy places the organism in Eukaryota, Metazoa, Cnidaria, Anthozoa, Scleractinia, Poritidae. The record is from the annotation of a GenBank genome assembly.
AUGUCUCUUCUAGAAAGAGUUAGUCACUUCUUUGACAAAUACAGGCAAAACGAUGGGAAAGGAGAGCAUAUUUUAAAGUUAUUAAGACAGAACAUUUCCUCCUCUUUUAAGAAGUCUUCUAUAGGUAAGUGAACGUAACUAAUUGAGCUUAAAAUUGCCCGGUGUUUUUAAGCACCGGUCAUCACAUGUUCAUAGCAUGCAUAAUACGACUUUCGUCUAACGUUUUUAACUUUACAUUUUUUGGUUAUUGUAGUGAAGUAUACGAAGUAUCAAGAAGUUCCGGAAGAUGAAUUCAGUGGUUGGUUGAGCCUGCUGUUUGAGGAACGUGGUUUAGAGCGGUUAACGACAGAGCAAACAGAAGAUAUUAGACAGCAAUUCUGUGUUUGCUUG